AUGGAUUCUGAUACAUUAAUAAAGAGCUUCUUCCCCAUGGGAGCUUCACCAGAUCCUAAUUCUUUUGCUAAUGCCAUGAACUUCCAUAGCCCAGAUUUAAGGCUGUCUUUACCGUCGUUCCAAGAUCCUACUAUCCUGCUCCACCACCACCCUCCGCGGGCUAGCCAUGGAGAAGCACAACACCUUUUCGUCAUAGCCGACGCCGCAACUCAGCUGGGGUUCAGUGCUUCUGAGCACCAUGAACAUCACCAGAGGCUAGCGCUAUGGAAUGCCAGCAUAGACUCCAACACCGCGCCAGCGCCGGGAGAGAGUAUCUUCUGCAACAUAAGAAUACUUAUUCAAUUCACCGCCGAUGCCGGCGUUGUAUGA
Messenger RNA from Ipomoea nil (Japanese morning glory), 369 nucleotides. RefSeq lists its product as uncharacterized. The coding region runs from base 1 to 369 and encodes 122 amino acids. The transcript has a single exon. The record is from RefSeq and is a predicted model, not a curated record. Lineage: Eukaryota; Viridiplantae; Streptophyta; Magnoliopsida; Solanales; Convolvulaceae.